Artibeus jamaicensis (Jamaican fruit-eating bat) is the source of this 321-nucleotide messenger RNA. Its product is annotated as 40S ribosomal protein S27-like. The coding region runs from base 1 to 321 and encodes 106 amino acids. The transcript has a single exon. Gene Ontology annotation, molecular function: structural constituent of ribosome; RNA binding. Lineage: Eukaryota; Metazoa; Chordata; Mammalia; Chiroptera; Phyllostomidae. The record is from RefSeq and is a predicted model, not a curated record. Gene Ontology annotation, cellular component: ribosome; cytosolic small ribosomal subunit. Gene Ontology annotation, biological process: translation; ribosomal small subunit assembly.
AUGCCUUUGACUAGAGAUUUACUACAUCCGUCCUUGGAAGAGGAAAAGAAAAACAAAAAGAAACAACUAUUUCAAAGUCCAAAUUCUUAUUUUUUGGAUGUAAAAUGUCCAAGCCGCUACAAGAUCACCACAGUUUUCAGCUACGCUCAGACAGUGGUUCUCUGUGUAAGUUGUUCGACAGUGUUGUGCCAGCUGACGGGAGGAAAGGCUAGACUCACGGAAGGGUGUUCAUUUAGAAGAAAGCAACACAGCUUCCUGAAUUUGUGUUGUAUCACAGAAAGCCUUAUCAGUUUGGUAAUUCUACUUAAUCUGCCAAGAUAA